AUGGUGUCUAUUGCCGCGCGGCCACCGCUUGCCGCGGCCGGCAGCGGCACCGGCAGCCUUCCAGCCCGUGUUACAGGGCAUACUCGACAAAAUCAAAGCCAUAAUGCCCUCAACGCGCCAGCUGUUGUGGCUCGGGCGCCUGCUCAGUCAAGCGCGCGCUCGACCACGCGAACUUCGGCGGCUCCCGGAGCCCCUGUCAUGACUGCAACCGAGCGCGUACGCAAGUCAAUUGAUCGUAGCCAUGAGCGGCGUUCUAUGGAGCAGCGAAGUCACGAGCAGCCUCAGACGGAGCCUCUGGAGCAGGUCGCCGAGGAUCCCCUAGAGCGCCUCUCCGCUGACUUGACAGCCCUCUCCCUCCAACACGCUGCAGCUAUGGCAGCCGCGGCAGCCGUCAGCACCGCACCUCCCUCUUCCGAUGCUAAUCCUGCCGCUGCAUCCGCUGCCGAACCGGCGAUUUCCGUCACGGCUCCCGCUGCCAUCACCUCUCGCGGCAACAGGCACCAGCAAAUCAACAACAGUGGCAGUAACCGCGUCACCGUGACGGUUCACACUGCCGCGCCCCCGUCGGCGCCGGCCUCCGCUGUCGGCAGCGGCAGCAGCGCUGCCCUGAGCAAAAGGGCCUCUGCCACGGGUCUCCCUGCACAGCUGCUGGCGCUCCGAGACCCCGCCUGCCCCGUGUCCCUGCCCCCCCCGGGGGGUCUACCCGCCUCCUGCUUGCCCCUGGACAACUGGAAGCUGGACAAGCUGGUGCUGGCCCUCUCCGCCAACAAGGCCACGUGGCGGCGCUCGUUGCUGCUGUUCGAGUGGCUCAAGGCCGCAGGCCACCAGCUAGAUGACCGCCUGUGCACCACGCUCAUCCGCGUCUGCUCCGACCACGGCGACGCCGUCAGCGCCCUGGCGGUGUACGACUGGAUGACGGGCUCCACCGCUGCCGGCGGUGCCGGGCUCGAAGCCACCGCGUACACCUACACCGCCGCCAUGCGCGCCGCGCUGGCGGGUGGCCUGACGGACCGCGCCAUGUCCAUCUGGAACGAGGCCUGGCGCCGCCAUACCGCCGGCCGCCUCCAAAUGGACUGCCGCCUGUGCAUCACUUAUUUAGAGCUGUGCACACGUCUGGGCCUUACGGACCAGGCGCUGGCGAUGUACGGCGCCAUGCGGGCGGCGCCGCCGGGCAGCCGCAUGGCCCCGACGGUGCACGCGUACACUGCCGCGAUGCGCGCCGCCACCGAGGGCGGCCGGUGGUACCGGGCCCUAGACAUCUGGGCAGAUAUGCGGGCUUCGGGUUGCGAGCCGACUGGUCAUGCCUUCUCUGCGGCGAUAUCGGCGUGUGCUCCCGCCGGGGACUGGAGUCGCGCCGUCGCGCUGUUUGACGAGAUGACAGGUCCCGCCGGCAUCAGGCCCGAUGUCGUAUCCUGUACGGCACUUAUUACGGCGUUAGCGUCGGGCGGCGAAGCGGACCGCGCCGAGGCAGUUGUGGCUUGGAUGUUGGCAAACGGUGUACGACCGAAUGCCCGGACGUACACUGCUCUGAUGGCGGCGUUGGGGAAUGCGAAGCGGUGGUCGCGGGCAGUGGAGGUCCUGGGGCGGAUGCAGACCCCGGAAUGGGGGGGAGUACAACCCAACGCGUACACCUACUCGGCCCUCCUGAAGAGUCUCGGCGAGCACGGUCAAUGGCAGCUGGCGGAGGCCGUGUUUAGCUCCAUUGAGCGCCAGGUGCUGGGCCCCGCCGCCGCGGCGCCGCCAGCCGCCGCCGCGCUCUCCCUCGCAGCGGCACUGGCGUCCUCGCCCGCGGCAUCCGUACCCACAUCGGCUGCGGGGGCCGCGGGGGCACCGCAGCUCAUCAGUCCACUGACGGCCCUGCUGGCACAGGCUGCCGUGACGGCAUCCGUCGAGGCCGCGGCAUCCUCAACAUCAUCUUCCGCCGUAGCCGUAGCUGCUGCCGGCGGCGGCAUGUACGACAACCCUGCCUCGUACGCUGCUCCUCAGAGAACCUGGACUCGUCCGUCGCAGCUGCACGGCCUUUCCCUGGACCUGACGUCGCUAGCGGCCGGCGGCACCGCCGCUGCCGCUGCAGAGGCAGACGCCGCCAGUUCAGCGGAGCCGUCCCGUCGCAGCUUUAGCUUGUUCAGCCACCCGCCGGCGGCGGCGUCAGCGGCAGCAUCCACGGCGCCGUCCUCACCCCUAUCCGCUUCUAGCUUCUGUGUAACUGAUGAUGUGCCUUUGAGGGCUGGUAUCCUUCAGGCGAUUUCCUCGACGGAGGUGGCCCAUCCCUGGAGGUCUGCCUUGGACAGCGCCUCCGCCGGGACCCUCGCCAGCCAGCUGACGGCGGCCGCCGCCGCCGCCGCCGCCGCCGCUUCCGACGUAUCUGCCUUUAGCAAUCACGUCGCAAUAGGGCACAUGGCCGGAGCUCCAGGUAGCGGCGUGCCGUCGGCACCGGUGGCGGCAGCCGCGGCGGCGGCUUCGUUCCCUCUGGGUUUUGCUGCUAACGCCGUCGACAUGUCGGCGCCGUCGACAGCACCUUCACCCGCGACUAUGCUGGCGGGUCCCCCUGCCCCGUCAACUGCCGUUAACCACCACAACCACCAUCACACCCAUAUACCCGGUUCCUCCCACUCUUCCCCUCACCAUCACGGCUUGCUGAACGAAGUUGUUUGCGGCGCCUUGAUGUUGGCGUACGAGCGGGCUGGCAAGUGGCAGGAGGCGGUGGGGGUGCUGCUGCGGGCCAUGAACCUGGGUAUCACUCCCAACACCGUGAUGUACAACACCGCGAUUUCAGCGGCGGGCAAGGCAGGCCAGCUGGAGAUUGCCGAGAAGCUCUACAGCAAGGUACGACAGCCCGACACGGUCACUCACGAGACGAUGAUUGCGGCGUACGGCAUGGCGGGUCUUCCAGAUCGUGCCGAGGCGGUGUUCUCGGCCCUGACAGCCGCCGGCCUGCGGCCCCGGGACUUCGCCUUCUGCGGCCUCAUUGCCGCCCACAGUCUCGCGGGGGACUGGGAGGGCGCCAUGAGGGUCCGUACGCGCAUGCGGCGCGCGGGUGUGCAGCCGUCAGCUGAUGUCUACAACGCGCUGUUGGCCGCGUGCGAGCGGGCUGGUCAGCCGGAUAAGGCCCUGGAACUCCUUGGCGCGAUGCGACGGGAUGGGGUGGAGCCAAACGCACUGACAGGUCAGUUGCUGUCGCUCGUAGGCCGGCAGGGCGUGAGGAGUGUGGAGGGCCAGCAAGUGGCGGCGGCGGCGCUGUCGGCGGCGGUGGCGGCGUACGGCACUUUGUUGAUGCAAACGGGUCUGUUUUAG
Molecule: messenger RNA, 3294 nt
Organism: Volvox carteri f. nagariensis
Lineage: Eukaryota; Viridiplantae; Chlorophyta; Chlorophyceae; Chlamydomonadales; Volvocaceae
Exons: 8
Coding region: 1-3294 (1097 amino acids)
Molecular function (GO): protein binding
Source: RefSeq, a predicted model, not a curated record